Molecule: messenger RNA, 5022 nt
Organism: Oncorhynchus mykiss (rainbow trout)
Lineage: Eukaryota; Metazoa; Chordata; Actinopteri; Salmoniformes; Salmonidae
Product: DNA-binding protein SATB1
Biological process (GO): chromatin remodeling; regulation of transcription by RNA polymerase II; microtubule cytoskeleton organization
Cellular component (GO): microtubule
Molecular function (GO): RNA polymerase II cis-regulatory region sequence-specific DNA binding; DNA-binding transcription factor activity, RNA polymerase II-specific; calmodulin binding
Source: RefSeq, a predicted model, not a curated record
GAUGACUGCAUUGAAUAGCAUACAACUGAACUCACCGUGUAUUGGUCGCUUCACCAGUUUUUCAACGGAAUCCUUGUAGCAUACCAGCUGGUCUGUAGCCUAAUUCCGUGAACAGUCUCUGUCACUGUGGAUUGCUUUGACUGAUAUUCCGGUUAGACCACCGAUAGACUCGUUUUAUUCCGUAGCUAUUUGAGAAGGUCCGAAAGCGUGCAGCCAGCAGGGAACGACGGAAUAUGUUGCUACGUAGCUGAUAUGAUAUAGACACAAUAGACCGACGACUAGUGUAAAAGAGAGAGAUGAGGUGAUGUUCUGACUCACUGAGACAGCGUGGACAUAAAUCAAGACGAUGAACUCUAGUAUUUUACUACCUACGGCAUAUCGGAAUCUCAACAGGAACCAGCAGCCAGCGGAUGUCAGUGUAUCACUCAGUCCCACAUGUGAUGGACCCCCAGCAGUGUGAUGGAGGCCAUGUGUCAGAGGGGUGUAACACUCCUGGUAAUGGGGACCACCGGCCCCCUCCUGCCAAACUGGUCCGCCUGGAGUUGAACGGUGGGGGGGGGCUCUCAGGUCCACACCAGGGCAGGACGAGACAGGGGAGCCCAGGGGUCAGAACUUCGGCCCCCAAACUCACCACACCCGUACCACAACCCAAGAACUGGCAUAAAAGAGGAAGCCUGCUGCCUGUGCUGUGUUUGGUGGAGCACAGAGAGAGCCCGGUCCCAGCAGUGGAGCCUGAGAGGAGAGAGGAGCAUGCAGAGUUUGUACUGGUCAGGAGAGACCUGCUGUUUAACCAGCUGAUAGAGAUGGCUUUACUGGCCCUGGGCUACUCUCACAGCUCAGCAGCACAGGCCAAAGGUUCGAUCCAGGUGGGUAGGUGGAACCCUGUCCCUCUGUCCUGUGUGACUGAUGCUCCUGAUGCCACAGUGGCUGACAUGCUACAGGACCUCUACCAUGUGACCACCCUCAAGAUCCAGCUCACCAGUUGUCCCAUGUUGGAGGACCUCCCUCCAGAACAGUGGAGUCACUCCACAGUGAGAAACGCCCUGAAGGAGCUAUUGAGAGACAUGAACCAGAGCUCACUGGCCAAAGAGUGCCCUCUGUCCCAGAGUAUGAUCUCCUCCAUUGUUAACAGCACCUACUAUGCAAAUGUGUCGGCCUCCAAGUGCCACGAGUUUGGCCAUUGGUAUAAGCACUUCAUGAAUACCAAAGGCAUCAUGGAGAUUGACAGCUUCUCUGACCAAUCCCAAACGAGCUCCACACACCCAUCAACCAAACAAUCAUUCCCAGGCAGCACAGCCGAGCAGGUCUGCUCCUCACCCCUCCCCUUUCCUCACGGGGGUGCCACCCACACUUCUGGGCGUAGUUGUCUGGCCCCAAGUCUCUGCCCCCCGGGGCUGGUGACCGCCCCCCUCAGCCCCCAGCUAGUCAGCCCCCAACAGAUAGUCAUGGCCCAGUUCCUCAACCAGCAGUAUGCAGUCAGCCAUAUGCUAGCCCAGCAAAGCCUGUCUGUAUCUGUUUCCACCUCCCCCCAGCAGUUCCUCAACCACCCCCCUGUGGGGAGGCCUCCCCCCUCCCUGGCCCUAGCCAAGGGCCUCGACCCCCCGCCCCAGGGUGGACCACCAGGACCUGGGUCUGGGUCCCAGAGCCAGGUGUGUGGACCAUCAGACAUCUCAUGUGAGAUCUACCAGUGGGUGAGAGAGGAGCUGAAGAGAGCAGGCAUCUCCCAGGCUGUGUUCGCCCGUGUGGCCUUCAACAGGACCCAGGGCCUGCUGUCUGAGAUCCUGCGUAAGGAGGAGGAUCCUAAGAGUGCGUCUCAGUCUCUCCUGGUCAACCUGCGGUCCAUGCAGAGUUUCCUACAGAUACCGGAAGGUGACCGCGACCGUAUCUACCAGGAGGAGAGAGAGAGGAGUCUGACCACGUCGACCAUUAUCAACCAUUCACCCAACAACACUACCACACCACGCCACACACAGACCAGAAAGGAAGAGGGAGACUUUGUUAAGGCUGAAGAUUGGCCCUCCCAGGUUUCCAUUGUAUUUCCUAAAGUGAGGCUGUCUCCAGUAGCAGUAGUAAACAGAGGGGUGAAGAGCGAGGGAUGUGUUCUAGACAGAGGGGUGAAGAGCGAGGGAUGUGUUCUAGACAGAGGGGUGAAGAGCGAGGGAUGUGUUCUAGACAGAGGAGUGAAGAACGUGGGAUGUGUUCUAGACAGAGGGGUGAAGAGCGAGGGAUGUGUUCUAGACAGAGGGGUGAAGAACGUGGGAUGUCUUCUAGACAGAGGGGUGAAGAGCGAGGGAUGUGUUCUAGACAGAGGGGUGAAGAACGUGGGAUGUGUUCUAGACAGAGGGGUGAAGAACGUGGGAUGUGUUCUAGACAGAGGGGUGAAGAACGAGGGAUGUGUUCUAGACAGAGGGGUGAAGAACGAGGGAUGUGUUCUAGACAGAGGGGUGAAGAACGUGGGAUGUGUUCUAGACAGAGGGGUAAAGAACGUGGGAUGUGUUCUAGACAGAGGGGUGAAGAACGUGGGAUGUGUUCUAGACAGAGGGGUGAAGAACGUGGGAUGUGUUCUAGACGUCAACAGUUCUAUCUAUGAGGAGAUCCAACAGGAGAUGAAGAGAGCCAAGGUUUCUCAGGCCAUGUUUGCCAAGAUGGCCGCGUCCAAGAGUCAGGGCUGGCUGUGUGAGCUGCUGCGCUGGAAGGAGGAUCCGUCCCCGGAGAACCGAACCCUGUGGGAGAACCUGUGUAUGAUCCGGCGCUUCCUGAGUCUGGCCCAGAUGGAACGAGAUGCCAUCUAUGAACAGGAGAGCAACACUCUGCAACAACACUGUACAGACAGACUCACACAGCUAGUCAACAACAACACACUGCUCCAACGCCACUCCCCAUUGCAACAACAACACCAUCAACGAACACUGACCGCUCUGUCCCAGCUGCCCUUGCAGCCCCAGGCGGAGCCUCGCCUGCCGCCACGACAACCAUCCACAGCAUCACCGGCCGAGACUGAGGGGCGUAGGGGGCAACUGAGGACCUGGUGGGGAAGUAGUCAGGGUGAUGGGAGGGAAGAGGAUAUUACUGGCAGGGGCAGUAGGGGUUGGGGCCAGGGCAGGGUUAGGGGUGUGUGUAACAAUGACAAGGAAGGGGGAGAGGGACGGUGGGCGGGGGGCAGACAGACUAACGGCGAGGGCGAUGGUGGGAGUGAUGGCGAGGGGUUUCGGGUGUCCCGAGAGGCACAGGGGAUCCUGCAGAGCUUCAUCCAGGACGUUGGUCUGAACCCAGACGAGGAGGCUGUCCACACACUGUCAGCCCAGCUGGGCCUGCCCAAACACACCAUCCUCAGCUUCUUCCACAGCCAGCACCACAGCUACACUCACCAGAACCAUAGACAGCACUACAGUGAGAUCCAACACAACCAACAUCCGAGCCAGGACGACAACCACAGAGAGAAUCACAACCAACACCACACGGACCAGGACCAGCUCUUCUAUAAUGGAGCAGGCCCAACCCAGCCUAAGAGAACUACAGGGGAGGAGUGGACCGUAGAUCUCACUGGACAAAUGGGGGGGGAGGGGAGGAUAUGGAGCGGGAAGAGGAAAUAGAGGGGAAGGGGGAGGAGGACGCCAUUUUGAAAGAGUUGGAUGUGAGCAGUCAGACUAACGCCGUCGCCACCCUAGAGGUGGAGCAACAUGAUUCUAACCAAUCUGAGACUGCCCAACCACAUGACUGAUGAAUAACAUGAGUCCAUCCACUAGUUGUCCCCUUUAACCCAAUGAGAAGGCAUCAAUUUUAUAGACUCAUCUAGCUCUUCAGAAAAUAAUAUUAGCCUUUUCUGAAGAAUUUUAGUAAUGAAUGAUGUGGUGUUAUAGGUGUUUCCCUUAUUUGUAAUGAAACAUUUCAAUUAAAGACUAACUGUGAAAAUAAAUGAAAUUAUGUAGUUAUACAUGUAUGCAGAGUUAGUUUAAAGGCCCAGUGCAGUCAAAAACUAGAUUUUCCUGUGUUUUGGAUAUAUUUCCUCACUGAGGUUGGAAUAAAACAGUGACAUUGUGAAAAGUAUGAUAAUGCCCUUUCAGUGUAAGAGCUGUUUGAACAUGUUUGCCUGUUUUGGUGGGGUGGAGCUUUGGCCUGCCUGGUGACAUCACCAGACGCUAAAUUAGUUAAUACACCAAUAAGAAAGAGAGUUCCAAACCUCUCUGCCAAUUAACAGCAAAUUUUCAGUUUUCCCGUCCUCACUCAGACCACUCCCAGACAGUCCUAGCAAAAUUUUUGCUUGAGAAAUUGCUAUUUGCUAAUAUGCUAUUUUUGUUUCUUUUUGACCAUUUUAACUAAAAACAACCACAGUAAGGUACUUAAUUGUUACCUAGAAAUUCUUUGACAUUGAGAUAAAAAUGGCUGCAUUGGACCUUUAACUGUUGAGGAUCUAAUUUGAAAGACAUUAUGCCAACAAAUGCCUUGUUGUAUGUGGCACUACCCAUCUGUUCUAUGCCUAGAUCAUCCUCUCGGGAUUUAAAAGACAUUGAAAUGUGAAUAUUGAUAUUGAUCCACUGUCAACAGCUGUAUUAUAGACACAUGAUACAGUAUAGUGUUUUGGUUUCUUUCUCUUUUACAAAACUCUGACAACUAUGCUUUCUUACAUCGAUCUGUCAUAAUGUCCACGUACUUGUCUCUUUGACUGACAGUAAAAUGUAAAAGUGUCUUAAAGUCUUUGCUGAUCAACAUAGUUGAGGGACAUCACUCAAAUUUUGUAUGCAAAUUAUUUCACUAGCAAAUGUAGUGUAGGUCAAUUGCCUAAUUGUAGAAGAAAAGGCUAAAUAUGCAAAGGGUGUGUGUGUGUGUGCAUUAAUUCGUUCCUAUCUUUGAAUCUGUUUUUGUUGAAAAUAAAAUGUAUUAUUUGUUUUAAGAGUUCAUUCCAUUGAUGCAUGAGUUAUAUUUGAAGUGGUCGUUUUAAACAGCAAUGCAUUGGAUGCAGAAUGACAUUAAAGCUGUGAUUUACUAUUUGUUUCAUCACACAUUAAACACUUAUAAAAUGGA